Messenger RNA from Equus caballus (horse), 3342 nucleotides. The record is from RefSeq and is a predicted model, not a curated record. NCBI's taxonomy places the organism in Eukaryota, Metazoa, Chordata, Mammalia, Perissodactyla, Equidae.
CAGCACCCACAGCCCUCCCUCCCCUCCCUCGAUAUUGCACAAGGCCCCACCACAGCUUGGUGGUUAUGCAGGGGGUGGGGAGCCCCAGAGGGGCCAAACUGGCCCCCUCUCCUGGACUUGCCUCUGCCCCCCCAGUGGGUCUGCUGCCAGCUCCCUGGUUCCACCCCGAUGGCAGUCUGGUCCUCACUGGGGACAAGAGCUGGGGGAGGCCAGCAGCCCUGCGACCCGAGCAUGCAGCAGGACAGGGAUGGUGGGGCAGUGGGAGGCCCUCAGGAUGGCACGAGGUGGCAGACUGGGCAACGGUUCCUGAUUGCUCUUCCUUACACAACCCCCGGUUCACAGCCCCCAAGAACCUGAGCAGCCUGAGGCCUCCAGGAUGCUGAGCAUGAGGGAGGAGCCUUGCCGCAUGCACCACGUCCAGGACCAAGCAAGGAUCCGGCUGGGGUGAAGGAAGCUGAGAGGCACCACCUCAGCUAAGAGUGGGGUGAGGGCUGGAGUUCGGGGAAGUCUGGCCGUGCUGGCUUGCUGCAUCUCCAGAUCAGAGGAACCAGAGCAAAAGGGGAAGGAACUGGACCUCCAGGUCAGGGCCCCCGGGCUGGCUGGAGGCCGGGGAGGAGAGGGACUCUGGACAUCAGCCUUCCUUUUCCUGGAGCGGGUGCCAGCCCCCUGCCCGUCCCCGUCAGAGACACAACGACGCCUUCUCCUUCCAGCCUGGAAAGCCCUCCCUUCCCCACCCCCAUCCUGGGCUGUGGGGGCUGGAGGAAGAGACCUGGAGACCCCAAGGGCAGCCCUCCCACCCCACGUUCCUUCUGCUUGGCCAGGAGCCAGGGCCCACCCACAGCCAGGGGCUUCUACGGACACACGUCCUUGGGCGGGGAGAGAAGGUGUGGUGGCCUAUAGUCCACUCCGGGGCCAGCCCAGCCUGGCAUCUGCCCACUGUGGGCAUGUGCUGGGGCCUCGUGUGGACAGACUCUCUUAGGACCCCCGACGGACCCCUCUUCUGAGAAUCUGGGUUCUGGGAUAAGGUGUCCUAGAGGAGGCAGGGGUGGGGUUGGGUGGGGUGGGGUGGCCCAAUAAGAAUCAACUGGAGAAACCUCAGCCUCCUGGCAAAGAGCUGAGCACAGCAGGUCUGUGGCUGCAGGGUCUGGGAGCCCACAGCGGAACGGGGCAGAGGUGAGCAAGGGAAGUGAGAAAUGCCAGUGUGGCAGGGGGUGGCGCUAGCCUGGGUGGCAGGCAGUGACUCUGGGGUGCCCUUCUGGGGAGGAGGCUGCCUCGGCUCAGGAGGCCAAGAGGGCCCCCUCCUGCUCCUGCCUCCUGUGCCUGCACAGAAGGUCGUCUCCGGGCCUCCUCAGAGCUGGCAGGGGUGGGCAGCACAGGCUGGGCCCUGGCCUGGCGCCCCUCCUGUAACCGGAGGACCCCUGCAGCCAGAGGACUAGAGGGAGGCAAGGCAGAUGAAAGGAGAGCGCUUCCAGGUGGGGCCGAGCACGGGGUGCCGCUGUGAUUCAGGGCGCCUCUGCCCAGUGGCUGCUGUGAUUUGAGAACCUGGGGUUUCUUGGGUGACAGAUUCUGGGAGCUGUGGAUGAAUAAUGGCGGUGAGUGUCUGGUCCUUAGGGAACCCCGAACUGGGAGGAUGGGGCUUGUGGUUGAGCCCGAGGAGACAGCCUCUUUUCGCAUGGCACGGCCCCACCCAGAGGCUUCGGGCCUUGGUGAGCCUGGCCGGGGUGGCCCUGCUCAUGGCCCUUUGGCUCCUGUGGCUACUCCAAUCCUCCCCUGGGGGAGCCCCGAUGCCCCAGCCCACACUCACCAUCCUCAUCUGGCACUGGCCCUUCACCUACCCGCCCCCGGAGCUGCCCAGCAACACCUGUACCAGCUACGGCGUGGCCCGCUGCCACCUGAGCACCAACCGCAGCCUGCUGGCCACCGCCGACGCCGUGGUCUUCCACCACCGCGAGCUACGGGACGGGCGGAUCCGCCUGCCCCUGGCCGAACGGCCACGCGGGCAGCCCUGGGUGUGGGCCUCCAUGGAGUCACCCAGCAACAGCCAUGGCCUCAGUGACUUCCGCGGCAUCUUCAACUGGGUGCUGAGUUACCGGCGUGACUCUGACAUCUUUGUGCCCUACGGCCGCCUGGAGCCCCGAGAGGGGCCCGCGCCACCCCUGCCGCCCAAGGACAGGGUGGCCGCCUGGGUGGUCAGCAACUUCCGGGAGCGGCAGCGGCGCGUGCAGCUGUAUCGGCAGCUGGCGCCUCACCUGCAGGUGGACGUGUUCGGCCGCGCCAACAGGCGACCGCUGUGCGCCAGCUGCCUGCUGCCCACGGUGUCGCGGUACCGCUUCUACCUGUCCUUCGAGAACUCCCAGCACCGGGACUACAUCACAGAGAAGUUGUGGCGCAACGCGCUGGCGGCUGGGGCCGUGCCCGUGGUGCUGGGGCCCCCGCGGGCCACCUAUGAGGCCUUCGUGCCGCCGGAUGCCUUCGUGCACGUGGACGACUUCGGCUCAGCCCGCGAGCUGGCCGCCUUCCUCACCGGCAUGAACGAGAGCUCCUAUCGGCGCUACUUUGCCUGGCGAGACCGGCUCCGCGUGCGGCUGGUCGAAGACUGGCGGGAGCGCUUCUGCGCCAUCUGUGCCCGUUACCCCCAUCUGCCCCGCAGCCAGGUCUACCAGGACCUCCAGGGCUGGUUCCAGUCCUGAGCUCCAGCCCGCCCACGACAGGAGGUGGGGGAAGGUGGUUGGGAGCCAGGGCUGUGGGUGAAAGGCUGGGUGUUGAAAUCAAACCACCAGGCAUCCGGCCCCCCAUGGCAACCCUCAGGCUAACUUGGAGUCUGGGGUUGGAGCCCAGGAAGCAAGGCUCAUGGGGGAGUGGGUGGUCUGGGCAGGCUGGCUGGAGGAGGAGGGUGGUGGGCAUUGGAGCAGGCAUUGGGGGUGCAGGUGAGGGCAGGGAGGGAGCAACGGGGGUGGGUGUUGCUAGUUAAUCAAAGAUAAGAGGCUGCUGAGGACCUGCCUCUCCAGCUUGCUCAAAUCUUGCUCGGGGGGUGGCAUCAGUCUUUCUCUGGAUGUGGGGCUGAGAGAGGCUGGAGGCAGGGCCCUCAGUGCUGAGGACAUGCCACCCUGCAGUUGCUGGAGGCAAAACCUGGGUCCCCCACACCUCCUCUGUAACUGAGUUCGCCUGCCUCAGAUGUGCAGGCACGUCCCCCUUCUCCGUCCACAGCGCUGGAGCCCCUGUGUGCAGACCGGUGCGGGGCCCUGGGAGACUGUGACCAGCGAGCCAAGUUGUUGGGCUUUUUGCAGCCUGCAGUCCCCUCAGGCAGGAGGCCUCGGUCAAUAAAGAAACAAAGGACAAGAA